AUUUAAUCAGUAGUCAUGUUACACGAUAGAGAUAGGUAGAGAUAGAGAGAAAAAGAGAGAGGAGAAAGGAAAUCCCAUAAAUAUACACACAGACACACACAUAAGUAAUAAAAUCUUAAAUACAAAGGAGAAUUCGUUUCAGUUCUCUCCAUAUAUAUAUAUAUAUAUAUAGUUGCCAUUCCCCAUCAGUUCCUCCAUUUCUCUCCUCUCCUCAUAUAUAUAUUCUGAAACCCUUUUUUGACACACUGUGAAACUACUAUAUUUCUAGAUAUGAAAGACGAUUGGAUAUCCACUGCUUUAUCCGAUGAUACAGUUGUGGCUGACCUUCUUUUCCAACUCAAACACCACCACCCAACUCAUACGCCGGCGAUGGGUUUGAGUGGUUGGGGUAGCCAUAAGCCGAGGUCUAAGCCGUCAUCAAAUACAUCUGUUAAGAAAGCAUAUAUUACUACUACGAGGUGUAGCCCUACAACGCCGCUUUCAUGGAGUGGCGGUACUGCUUCACCUAGCGAUGGUGCCUCCGAUCUAUCUUCCGCUUUCAGAUCCAAGGGCACUUUCACUCAUGAAACAAGUAACAUUAGCAGCAGCAGUAGCAAAAGAUCAAAAAACAAGAGGCAGACAUUCACUGAACUUAAGGAGAAAGAGAACUUGCUACUAAAUGAGAGGGUACAUCUGGAGAGGGAACUAGCGUCGACUCAUGUGAACCUCAAUGAGCAAAGAGCUAGGAGUGAUAACUUGAAGAGAAUCAAGAUUGAUUUGAAUCUACAAUCCUCAAAUGACAUGGCUGCAGCAGAAUCAGUGUCCAAUCGAUGCUCCAACUUGCUUGAACCAUCAAGAACCGACCAUGCUGAUUCAGUUUUGUCAAGACAUACCAUGGAUGAUGACUUGGCCUCUAGUGAGAAUCAGAAUAGAGGCUUUUUUCUACCUGAUCUAAAUGUGAUGCCCUCGGAGGAUGAAAUUGGCACACUAUGGAAUUAGGCGUGUCAGAAGGAGAAUCAACAACUCAUGUUGUUGACCUUCGUAGCUGUGAUAAUCGGGUAUCAGCUUCUUGCUUGAGCCGAGGAGCUGUUUGUAAAUUACAGGAAGAGAUCGAGACAAAGUCUCAGAUGCAAUGACUCCGUUUUCAGGCUGAGACGAAGUCUCAGUUGCACUGGACCAUGGGAAAACAGCGGGUGUUAUAAAGCCGCAUGACUGAGUUGUUGUUUUCCAGAAAGUUGGUGGUGAAGAUUAUUGAGCUUGAGAAUUAGGUUUAUACGUUUUUGUAUGUUUCACUCGGCUGGACAACAUCAGAGCAUUCUCAGGCUAACAUAAUACAUGAAAAUUGUUUAAUGGAGCUAUAAAAAAAACCAGGUUGAGCUGUGGCUAUAAUAAUUGCUCGUGUGACAGAACUAAUCAACUGUAAGUAACGCUUACCAGUUUGGAUUAUAAGAACAUUAUCUUUUUAAGGCGAUUGCCCUCUUUAAUAAGUAAGCAUUUGGCUAUAGAAAUCAAAAACUUUUUCA
Messenger RNA from Lycium barbarum (goji berry), 1502 nucleotides. RefSeq lists its product as uncharacterized. The coding region runs from base 271 to 978 and encodes 235 amino acids. The transcript has 5 exons. Lineage: Eukaryota; Viridiplantae; Streptophyta; Magnoliopsida; Solanales; Solanaceae. The record is from RefSeq and is a predicted model, not a curated record.